Messenger RNA from Linum trigynum, 615 nucleotides. The record is from the annotation of a GenBank genome assembly. NCBI's taxonomy places the organism in Eukaryota, Viridiplantae, Streptophyta, Magnoliopsida, Malpighiales, Linaceae.
AUGGCCGCAAAAACUUUGCAGUAUGGGGGUGGUAGCCACGUGAAAAAACCCAAUGCCACCAAAGUUGGCAUGAAUCAACAGAAUCCUCUAUGUAAAUUGUCCCCAAAAACUCCACUGAGUCAAGAGGGGGGCAAGUUCGAUCAAACCCGACAUGGGGUUGUCACACCAGUGCUGGCUGGGAACAAAUCCAUGACUAGUGGUGGUCUGGGGGGCAAGGCCAAUGCCAAACAAACUCCAAACUCACGUGGAAUUUUAAAAGGGGCAACGUUGUUGUGUGAUAGGUUCAAAAGUCAUGUUCGUGCUAAGAAAAAUACCAACGUACCUGUUGAUGAAAAGUCUCGACGCUCAUACUACCAACAACAUGGUGAGAGUGCGAAGCUGACAAAACUAGACCAGUCUAGGCAAGCGAUGUUGCAUGGUCGAAUUGGCAAGACAAAGGUGCCAAAAAACGGGAAUGUCUUGUUUAGAGACAAGAAUGCUUAUGGUUUUCCAGUCCGCGAAGCUAAGAUUAGGCCAAAUCAGGAUCAUGGAGUUUCAAACAAAGAUGUUCGAGCUAGACGAACUGGGGAUUUGCAAGCCAACAUUGAGUCCAAACAUCAAAACCAACGCGUGUGA